AUGGCCCAGUCGAUUCAAAACUUUCGAUAUCCUGACCAACCAUGCGCCUGGAACGAACGAGACCUCAUACUAUUUGCGGCAAGCAUUGGUUGCAGGGCGGAAGAGCUGAGAUACCUCUAUGAAAAACAUCCGACCUUUUGUGCGUUUCCGACAUAUCCUGUGAUCCUUCAAUUCAAGGGCGCUGCAAAUUCGGUCGUUGACUAUUACUCGAAUAUUCUGAAGCCACCUCCAAUCCCCGGCAAGACGGAACGGUUCAUUGACCCUACUCGUGUCCUGGAUGGUGAACGACGUAUCGAGAUUUUCAAAGCUUUGCCCCCAUCUUCGGAAGGGAGACCUUUCAAGCUGAAGACAAGGGUUUUGGGUAUGUACGACAAGGGUGCGAGCGGAACAGUGGUCGAGACCGAAGCCCUGCUAGUUGAAGGCUCCGACAUAUAUUGUCGCAUUGUACGCCAGAGUUUCGCCGUUGGCCAAGGCCAGUGGGGCGGUCCCAGGGGACCUAGUCGGCCCAGUUUGAUGCCCCCGGAAAAUAGACCAGCAGACAGAGUGGUGACUAUGGACACGCGGCCGGAAUUGACUCUUCUCUACCGAUUAAAUGGAGACUAUAAUCCACUCCACGCCGAUCCUGCCGUGGCCCAAAAGGCUGGCUUCCCGCAACCGAUUCUUCACGGACUCUGCACCUGGAAUAUGACAGCGCACGCUGUCUUGGACACUUUUGGGACAGCAGAAGCGACAUUGAAAGAAUUCCAGGCGAGAUUUACCAAUGUUGUUUAUCCUGGCGAGACUCUGACGGUGGAAAUGUGGAAAAUGAGCCAUGCUGGAUCAGGGAGUGCAGGUUCGUCGGAAAAUACGAUGGAGAUUCGAUUCCUGACGAAGAUCCGAGAAAGUGGAAAGGUUGCGUUAUCUAAUGGUAGAGCCACGAUACAAGUCAAGCAUGACAAGAGUAACUUGUAG
Molecule: messenger RNA, 951 nt
Organism: Cladophialophora psammophila CBS 110553
Lineage: Eukaryota; Fungi; Ascomycota; Eurotiomycetes; Chaetothyriales; Herpotrichiellaceae
Exons: 3
Coding region: 1-951 (316 amino acids)
Cellular component (GO): peroxisome
Source: RefSeq, a predicted model, not a curated record